Brassica rapa (field mustard) is the source of this 829-nucleotide messenger RNA. RefSeq names its product protein farnesyltransferase/geranylgeranyltransferase type-1 subunit alpha-like. Gene Ontology annotation, molecular function: protein farnesyltransferase activity; CAAX-protein geranylgeranyltransferase activity. Gene Ontology annotation, biological process: protein farnesylation; protein geranylgeranylation. Lineage: Eukaryota; Viridiplantae; Streptophyta; Magnoliopsida; Brassicales; Brassicaceae. Gene Ontology annotation, cellular component: cytoplasm; CAAX-protein geranylgeranyltransferase complex; protein farnesyltransferase complex. The record is from RefSeq and is a predicted model, not a curated record.
UUAAAUUUGAUUAAAAUAAUGAAAAAACUUAAGAAUUAAUUCUUAGUUAAGGAUUAAAAAAGAGAAAUCCUUAAUACGUGGCAUCCUCUCUUCUCUCCUCCCCCACUUCCCUUCCAUCGCCUCCCAAUCCUUUCAUCGUCAUGGAGUGGAUUCCGACACGACCGUGCCACUGAGUGAGCGCCCGGAGUGGUCUGACGUUGUCCCGUUGAGUCAGGACGAUGGUCCGAACCCGGUGGUUCCGAUCGCUUACAAGGAAGACUUUCGGGAGACGAUGGAUUACUUCCGGGCGAUUUACCGCUCCGACGAGCGUUCUCCUCGCGCGCUGCGACUCACGGAAGAAGCUCUCCGCUUAAACUCCGGCAACUACACUGUGUGGCACUUCAGGCGCUUAGUACUGGAGGAGCUUGAUCACGACUUGUAUGAAGAGCUCAAGUUCAUCGAAAGCAUUGCUGAGGAUAACUCUAAGAACUACAAGUUGUGUUCCAGGACAAAACCAAUGGACUGAAUGUUCUUCUGUGGAGCUCAAGAACCGUUUUCUGGAUCUCACUGGCCAAAAACAGGGAGAAACGUGCAGGAUGGAUGAAGCAGGGCUUAAUGGCUCACCUUCGUUGUCCUGGACUGUUUCUUGGUCAAACAGUUCGGAAGAGGCAACACCAAGGUUCAGUUCAGCAAGGAGGCCAACAAUCUCUGCAACCUUAACUCCUACAACCACUCUGGUAAUUUUUAUUACAAUGAUCUUUGCUAUUGUCCUUAUAAUUAUGAUCUUCUUUUAAGUGAACUGAGAAAUAUGACAAGGAUACAUGUUCAUUUCUAAGAAUUCAUAAUGGAA